CGGCCCAUUCUGCCGGAAAGCAAGUGUGCCGCCGUCGUCGAGCUUCCUCCUUUCUCUCUCUCUACACCGUCUUCACCACCACCGCGCCGCCCUCCCCUUCGGUCUGCGCCGCCACGCCACCACCGUGGCGGGGGGAUGGGAUGUCAUCGGCCGGCCGCCACCGCCGGGGGGAGGGCCGCGCUUCCCUCGCUCUCCUUCUUCCUGCGCCGGCCUCUCCGCCUCCACCUCUCGUUCCCCACAUCUCCGGCGGCCGUCGCGUCGCUUUCUUUCCAAGCAGCUCGAGGAGAUGAUGCAUCAUCAGUAUUUCUGCAAACACCCUCGGUUGCUGGUGUUCUAAGCCUUGUGAUAAUAGCAUCCUUUCAAGUGCUUGGCUCUGCUGAAGGCCAUAAGACGGCUGUACCGGCGAUCUUCGUGUUCGGGGACGGCAUGCUGGACGUUGGCAACAACAACUACUUGCCGUCUGACGCCCCCCAGGCUGACUACCCCUACUAUGGCAUCGACUUCCCUGGCUCUGAGCCCACUGGAAGGUUCAGUAAUGGAUACAACAUGGCUGACUUCAUUGCAAAGGAUAUGGGAUUCAAAAUGAGCCCUCCAGCUUAUCUAUCGCUUAACAGUUCGAUAAAAAUGGAGACCAAUUUCACCGGAGUGAACUAUGCUUCAGCAGGUGCUGGCAUUCAGAUCAUCAUGAACGAUGAAGCAACGAUUCCAUUCGUGUACCAAGUGAAGAACUUCAAUGACACGGUAAGCCAGAUGGAGGCUAACCUAGGCCACCAGAAGUUGAGCAAGCUGUUGGCCAAAUCUUUAUUCCUGAUAAGCAUUGGUACCAUGGAUCUGUCUGUAAAUAUAUGGAGAGUAUUAAGAUAUUCCAGAAAGCCAUCACCAUUCAACAUUCCAUAUACACUUUCCUCCUACAAGGCCAUAAUCAUGCAGUUGUAUGGCCUGGGUGCAAGGAAGUUUGGGAUCAUCAACAUCCAGCCCUUAGGGUGUCAGCCAUGGAUGAGGAAGAACUUGGAAAACAAUGUCGACUGCAAUGACUCCAUGAACAGUCUCGCUAGGGAAUUCAACGAUGGCCUCAAGCCCCUCUUUUCCAAUCUCAGCUCUCAGCUGAGUGGUCUCUCCUACUCCAUCGCCGACUUCUACGCAUUCUCAAAUGCCACCUUCAUGAACCCUCGGGCUUACGGGUUUGUGAACAUCAACAGCACAUGCUGUAUUCCCCCCUGCACACCUGAACAUGAACCACCCUGCCAAAACCGCAAGCAGUACUGGUUUUGGGAUCUUUCUUACACGACUGAGCGGGCUGCUAAGCUAGCCGCCUCUGCAUUUUACGAUGGCCCUGCCCGGUUCACUGCGCCGGUUAACUUCAAGCGAUUGAUAAAGAUGAAAUGAUUUUAUAAUAAAGAUCUUUUCGUGUUGCAAGUCCAUUGACGAGUAGUUGAUCAGGUUUUCCUGGGUGUGUAUGUGUGCUUUCCUUAAUUUUCAUCAUCUUUUUUGUAUGCCUCUGGAUUGGUAAUUUGGUAUAUAUAUGUAUGAAUUCCAUGCUAAGGAAUGUGUCACAAUAAGUUGAUCGAUAAGAAGAAUAAACCCAACUAUAUAUAAUCGACGUUUUUGUUUCAGUGA
Messenger RNA from Oryza sativa Japonica Group (Japanese rice), 1617 nucleotides. The record is from RefSeq and is a predicted model, not a curated record. Lineage: Eukaryota; Viridiplantae; Streptophyta; Magnoliopsida; Poales; Poaceae.